AAAAAAUUAGUAGAUAAUGGAUAUAUUUAUAAAGGAAAUCACGAAGGGUGGUAUUCUAUAUCUGACGAGACAUUUUAUAGUUCUUCUCAAAUUCAGGAAAUUCAAAACAAUAAUUCCGGAAACUGUGCUAAGGUAGCUAUAGAAACAGGUAAUCCAGUUGAAUGGGCUGAAGAGGAAAAUUAUAAAUUUCGAUUGUCUAACUUGAAAAAUAAAUUGAUAGAAUGGUUAGAUACAAAUCCUGAGGUAAUUGUUCCAUCAAACAAAUAUAAUGAGACAAAAUCCUUAAUAAUGACAGAGUUAAUUGAUUUAUCAAUAUCUCGACCUCGAUCUCGACUAAAUUGGGGAAUUAGUGUUCCUGAUGAUGUUGAACAAACCAUUUAUGUUUG
Molecule: messenger RNA, 386 nt
Organism: Dentiscutata erythropus
Lineage: Eukaryota; Fungi; Glomeromycota; Glomeromycetes; Diversisporales; Gigasporaceae
Source: the annotation of a GenBank genome assembly